Molecule: messenger RNA, 510 nt
Organism: Alternaria burnsii
Lineage: Eukaryota; Fungi; Ascomycota; Dothideomycetes; Pleosporales; Pleosporaceae
Exons: 2
Coding region: 1-510 (169 amino acids)
Source: RefSeq, a predicted model, not a curated record
AUGGUUACCAAGCCGAACAACAUCACCUGCUGUGGUGACAGCGGACUAUCCGUAGCAGCAAAUGUCAUCGGCAUCUUGACUUUUGUUCUCGGCGCGGUUUUGACCUACUUCGCAUAUUUAUCUCUUUCUUUCAAAGCUCUAAAAGAUAUACAAAUGAUUCGUGAGGAUCACCAACGAUGGUGUUUUGAGAUGGAUACGAUCACCCUUCAUUGUCAAAAACAGCACGGCCAAGAGAACCCUACUUUCUCGCGCUAUACUCGACAAUUGCAGGCAGGACUAGAUCGCUUCAAUAGAGUUUCAGAGUUCAUGGAACAUGAUCUCAACAGUCUACCAGAGUUCGAUACGCAGAACGAAACCCCACACAUCUUCCAAAUCCGACGUCGCGUGCUCUGGGCUUUCAGGCGUCAAAAAGCUGUUGAGCAUUAUGAUCAACUGUUCAAGAUCAAAAGUGAGGUGCACUCAAUGUUUGUCUCCUACACGACCGAACGGAUUCUGGACGGAAAAGUAUGA